UUAGGCACAAGAGAGUGUCUUUAGACAAGUCACUCUCUUUCAGCCCUAGGAAGGAGGCAAUGGCAAGCAUUCCAAAAUCUUGCCAAGGAACAUGCAGAUACUAAUCCAGGCUGUCUCCAGGACCCAAGACUAUCUCAAAGGCAAUAUAAGUCAUGUUGAAUCUGCUGCUAUAUGGCAUGUAUAUUAAAAAUCUGCUUUCCUUUUCCUCCUCUUUGUAGUCUGCCUACUGUAAUAAUUGUAAGAACCGCAGCAUUCUGUAAAAACAGGAUAUAAGCUUGUGUCAAAAAGACUGAAGGAGGUUUUGAGGGUUUGAUUUUAUCUUAGCAGACUCUGCCUCUCUUUCUCUAUACACACAUUUACAGAAGGAAAGGAAGAGAUGGCGGCAGCUGAGACUCAGCUCUAUUCGAAGGUCUUAAACAAGAGAAAAAACAGAAGUACCAAUUCCUUACUGGAGCCUCUCUUGGCCACUGGUUUCUCUGUACAUGUAGCAUUAAAGGCUUUGGCAGCUACUGGACAAAAGACAGCAGAAGCAGCAAUACAAUGGUUGCAUUCUCAUUGCAAUGAUCCUUCUUUAGAAGAUCCCAUCCCUCAGGAAUAUGCCCUCUAUUUGUGUCCAACGGGCCCCUUGAAUGACAUUCUGCUGGAGUUUUGGAGAGAAAGCAAAUGCCAGUGUGGAAAAAACAAAGCCCAUGAAAAUUUUCCACACAUUACCCUUUCUGACUUCUUCACAUGUGAAGACCAAAAAGUUGAUGGCUUAUAUCAAGCACUAGAAAAAGCCGGUAGCCAAUUUUCCAGCAGUUUUCCUGUGAUGAUUUCCCUGUCACUACAUUCUUCCAGCACCUACAUUGGCUUCUUUCUUAGUGAUGGCCCUGAAAAUGUCAUCAAAUCAUUUGCUGCUGCUUUUGCUGCAGAGGCCACAGUCUUAGCAGAUUGCUGUGUGAAGCCUUCAAUAAAGCAACUCCACCUCACUUUAGCCCACAAAUUUUAUCCUCAUCACCAAAAGACAUUGGAACAACUGGCUAAAUCAAUCAACCCUAAGCAAAGUUGCCAGUGGGUGGCAGCUCUCUAUUCCAGGGAUAUGCGCUUCGUCCAUUAUCAAGUUUUAAGGGUCUUAUUCCAGUACAAGCCUCAAAAUAUUGAUGAAUUAAUGUUGAAUUCAGGGGAUCUUAUAUAUGUUGAUCGGUCACAGCAACAUGAAAUAUGUGAUGGAUGGACAAUUGGUAUAUCUCACCAAACUGGAUGCCGGGGAUUUCUCCCUGAAAAUUACACAGAAAAAGCCAAUGAGUCAGAUACCUGGGUUAAACACAGAGAAUAUAUUUUCUCUGCAGAUGCAGGCCAACAUCCUAAGAACCAAAUCAAAACAUGCUUUAAAACAAAGAUUCCAAGUCCAGUGCCAAGGAAUGUAGCCAAAAUGCUUGCUCAUCAGCUGUCAACACAAACCACAACCCAGAGAGACAUGUUGGUAAUUUGUCAUGGAGAAAGAGUAGACCAGGUGUUUGGGAAAUCUUGGGUACAGCAAUGUUUUGGACCAGAUGGAAAAUAUUAUCGACGAGACCUCAAUUUCCCCUCCAGUUUACCAAAUCAAGAUGAUUAUAUUAAACGCUAUAAAUAUGAUCCUCCUUUAUCAUGUUGUGGCACAUUUCAAUCUAGACUGACUGGAGAAGCCUUGCUAGAAAAAGAAGUGUUUGUUGGCUGUGUAUACUCUUCUCCAGCAUUAUACUGUAUUCAAACUGCUUAUCAUCUAAUAGAAGGGCUUCGGAUAGAACAGAAAGCUAAAAUUCGGAUAGAACCUGGACUGUUUGAAUGGACUAAAUGGGAGGCAAGCACAACUGCUCCCUCUUUUACGACAGAAGAAGAACUGAAUGAGCUUGGUUACAGCAUAGAUACCACAUACAAAUGUCACUUUCCUUCUUCUUCUUUGAUACCGUCUGAAAGCUAUGAAGACUAUAUUAACAGAUGCUCUUCAAGUAUAAAACAGAUUUCUGAUACUUGUUCAUCAAAAGGCACCAUACUGAUUAUUGCUCAUUGCUCAUCUCUGGAUUCCCUCCCUCGGCCAUUACUGGGUUUGCCUGCCAGGGAGAGCAGCGAAUUUGCUAAGUUUGUUCAAAGGGUCCCAUCUCUAGCCAUGUGUUUCUGCAGAGAGAUGAAAGAGGAGAAAAGGUGGCAGAUGGUUAAUCCACCAGUUGAAAUGUUAACUCAUGGAGCCAAUAUUGCAUUUAACUGGAAACACAUCAUUUUGGACAAUUAGACAAUAAUUGAAUUUAUAUCUGGAGACUCAUAGCCAAAAAGACUGCACUGCAGUCUGUUUUCUUGGGCUAAGAGUCAAAUCUGUUCUGAACUCAGGAACUGACUAAUUAAUAGAAAGAAAAGGCCUCACUAAGAUUUUUUGUUUGGAACUUCAAGUAAACCAUGUUGACAGGAUUUUUUCUAUUCUUUUUAAAAUAAUUCCUUGACAAGGACAAAAUCUACUUUUUAACUAUAUUUGAACUUUAAAUUAAAGUUUAGAAUGCACAUUUUAACUAUAAUUAAUCUAAAAUAAAGUUGCCUGGAAUUAAUGAAGAAUGAUGCUUAUAUCAUUUUAAUUGGCUUAGUUUCAACUAGAUAAUUUUAGUAAUGAUAAGAUGCUAGUGUUUUGCAGUACAAUUGAACAAUGACUGUUUACUGUUUUGUUGUUCUAAAAUCCAUGAUCCUGAUAAAAAUUAAGCUGACAUAUAAUAUUUGCUGGAGAUUUCCUGAUAUGAUAGGAAUGCAUAUGACACCUACAAUAAUUUAAUGUACAUACCAUAACUAAAAACAAGACAAUCCCUGCAUACAGUCUUCUAGUCAAAAGCAGAAUAGGAUAGGAUAGGAUCAGAGUUGGAAGGGACCUUGGAGAUCUUCUAGUCCAAUCCCCUGCUUAGAUAGGAAACCCUACACCAUUUCAGACAAAUGGUUGUCCAAUCUCUUGUUAAAACCUUUUAGGAAUAAUUGAAAAUUCAGGCAGUACAGUAGCUGUGAAAGUUAAGUCAUAUAUAUUAUACAGUCUAUCUGGAUUGAAAACGUGGAACGGAGAGCCAAAUGGAGUUGGACUUUCUGCAAAGCUUAAAGGAAGCGGAAUAGCGCCCUCUGGUGGAAUGAUUGCUGUAGGUGAAAACUGGCAGGGAAAUGAGUGGAAAUGCAUUUAAAAUAGAUGUACGUGUUUUUGAUGAAUGUACACAACUCUCACUAUUCAGACAAGCUUUUUUAGAUCUUGACACAUUUGAAACCAUUUUCUAGAUGGUCAGGAAAUAAGUAUGCAUAACUUUGGCAACAGCAGCAUUCUCAAAUUUCAGUCUA
Messenger RNA from Thamnophis elegans (Western terrestrial garter snake), 3315 nucleotides. RefSeq names its product ubiquitin associated and SH3 domain containing A (gene UBASH3A). Gene Ontology annotation, cellular component: cytoplasm. Gene Ontology annotation, molecular function: protein binding. The coding region runs from base 377 to 2248 and encodes 623 amino acids. The transcript has 14 exons. The record is from RefSeq and is a predicted model, not a curated record. Gene Ontology annotation, biological process: negative regulation of T cell receptor signaling pathway. Lineage: Eukaryota; Metazoa; Chordata; Lepidosauria; Squamata; Natricidae.